UUUUUUAUAAUAUCAUAAAUAUUAUAAUAUCUCAUAUCCUGAUUAGAUUUGUCAUGUUAGAAGUAAAGUUAUUGGAUAAGUUUAUCGUUAAAAAUUAUAAUCUCUUAAUAUGAUUAGAUGCAAUUAAUUCACGUUUUAAUAAAAAAUAAAUAAAAAUAUAAUUUUAGGAGAAAUUAUAAAUUACACAGUGUAGAGGUUAACGAAUAUAUAAUACAGUCAUGGUUGAUAUGUGUUCCACAGAAGAAGAUUCAAACAAAUUUUCUCAUAAUAUAUAUAAAAAUAAUCCUUUACUCUUCAAGAGUUAUAUAGGAAAAGAAGCCAAAGUUACUACAGACAAUGGAAGUAUACAUACUGGUAUUGUGUAUACAGUAGAUCCAGUUUCAGAAAGCAUAGUACUUUUACAAAUUAAAGAAGAUGAUCAUCAAAAUUUACAAAUAGUAUUUGGACAUGCAAUAAAAAAUAUUGAAUUAACUACACAAACAGAAACAUCUUUACCAGAGUUAUUCCAAGUGUCAAUCAAUCAACUUUCUUUAUCAGACAUAAUAAAAAGAAAAAAUAUUGUGAAACAAUAUUUAUUAGAAAAUAGAUUUCCAGUUACAGAUACUAAUGAUAUUUUAUAUAUUGAAGACAGUGUUUCUAUAAAACCACCGUAUGAUGCAGAACAUUGUAUAUCUACUAAUACAAUUAUAUUAAAUAGAAUACAAAAUAUUCUUCGUAGUAUUAAAGAAUAAAUAUUAUUUAUAUAUAUA
Vespa velutina is the source of this 749-nucleotide messenger RNA. RefSeq names its product gem-associated protein 6-like. Gene Ontology annotation, cellular component: SMN complex; nucleus. Gene Ontology annotation, biological process: spliceosomal complex assembly; spliceosomal snRNP assembly. The record is from RefSeq and is a predicted model, not a curated record. The transcript is spliced from 2 exons. NCBI's taxonomy places the organism in Eukaryota, Metazoa, Arthropoda, Insecta, Hymenoptera, Vespidae. The coding region runs from base 219 to 731 and encodes 170 amino acids.